Molecule: messenger RNA, 570 nt
Organism: Paramacrobiotus metropolitanus
Lineage: Eukaryota; Metazoa; Tardigrada; Eutardigrada; Parachela; Macrobiotidae
Product: complex III assembly factor LYRM7-like
Exons: 1
Coding region: 232-570 (112 amino acids)
Biological process (GO): mitochondrial respiratory chain complex III assembly
Source: RefSeq, a predicted model, not a curated record
ACAAUUUUUGGUUUAUCCUUUUUAUUUCAGUUUUAUUUUGUCUGUUGAUUUUCACUUGUGACUUUGGAACCUUAGAAAAACUGCAUCUUGUUACUUGCAGAAGUUUAUCAGCGCUUUCCAAUUUUUGGUCAGUUAGAAUCCGAUCCGAUUUUGGUGGUGUUUUGUUUUGACAUAUCAUCUUUGCGUGUCUAUUGAGUUUGAGUCGGACUGUUUCAGUUGAUUUCUGGCCAAAUGUCCCUUCGCAGACAGGUCUUCGCUAUAUACCGCCAGCUGCUUCGCACCACUGAUUCCGUCUUCGGUGACGACCACUACGCCCGCUGCAAAGCCAAGGACGAGAUUAAGGACGAAAUCCGUAAGAACCGUGAGGAAACGGAUAAGGAGAAAGUGCUGGAACUGAUUAAAGUCGCUAUCCAAGUGGAUCGCGUGCUGCGCUUCGGAGUCCUCCAGGGACGCCUGAACGACAAGGGCAACUACGAAGUCAAGUUCCCCGCCGGUUUCGCGGAUAUCGAGGGCACGACGGGAACGACGACGGCCCAGAUGCUGAAGAAGACACCGGUGGAGAAAUCAUGA